Messenger RNA from Cajanus cajan (pigeon pea), 1781 nucleotides. RefSeq names its product polygalacturonase QRT3. Gene Ontology annotation, molecular function: polygalacturonase activity. NCBI's taxonomy places the organism in Eukaryota, Viridiplantae, Streptophyta, Magnoliopsida, Fabales, Fabaceae. The record is from RefSeq and is a predicted model, not a curated record.
ACCUUGUGUUUGCGUGUCCUUCUUUAAAGCUUUACAGAUUUACAAAGUGACAAUUAUAGAAGUGAACCCACCAAUUGAAUUCAAUGGCCCAGCACACUGAACCCUUUCCCUUUCCAUGUGUUACCUUCUUCACAAACUGUUAAACACUGACAAAGCCUUAAAAAAUCCACCAACUAGUCUCCCAUAGAACCAUAAGAAACACGUACAACCAAAAAUCCACUUGAAAGUUGCGUGAAAAAUGAGGCUCAAGUUCUCAGCAGCGUGUUUUGUGUUAUUGUGGUUGGCGGUGGAAGAAGCCACAUGCUUCAGUUUGAGUUUGAGUUUGAGCAGAGAGAAAAAGGCGUCGGAAUUCAGGAACAAACUGGAUGAAAAGUUAGCCCCCUUGGCAUCACCGCCAGUUUCGUCAGAAACCAAGAAGAGUGGGAGGGUGUUGUACGUGAGUGAAUAUGGUGCGGACCCAACUGGGUCAGAAGAAAGCAGUGAUGGGAUUCUGAAAGCAUUGGAGGAUGCAUUUGAAUUGCAGAAAGAGAAGGGUGGUGAUCAAUUGGUGGAGGGUGUGAAUGAUCUUGGAGGGGUUGUCAUUGAUUUGGAAGGUGGCAACUACAAAAUCAGCAAACCCAUCACAUUCCCUUCAUCUGCUGGUGGCAAUCUUCUGGUAAAAGGAGGGACGUUGAGAGCAUCUGAUACAUUUCCUGGUGAUCGACAUCUAGUUGAAUUAUGGUCAUCAAAUUCGGGGAAACUCGAGACAAAAGAAUCUCUCAAUGAUGAUGACUUCAAAAACAUAAAAGCUCAGAACAAUGCAAUUUACUAUGAAGACAUAACAUUCCGUGACAUCCUCUUCGAUUCAUCCUAUAGAGGAGGAGGGAUUUUCAUAGUUGAUUCCGCUAGAACCCGGAUCAACAAUUGCUUUUUCCUUCAUUUCACCACAGAAGGAAUUCUGGUCCAGCAUGGACAUGAGACCUUCAUAUCAAGUUGUUUCCUCGGGCAGCACUCGACGGUCGGCGGAGACAAGGGCGAGAAGGACUUCUCAGGGGUGGCCAUUGAUCUUGCUAGCAAUGAUAAUGCAGUCACAGAUGUUGCAAUUUUCUCAGCAGCCAUUGGUGUUGUGCUGAGGGGUCAAGCUAACAUUCUAACUGGGGUGCAUUGUUAUAACAAGGCAACAUAUUUUGGUGGCAUAGGAAUCUUGGUGAAAUUGGCAGGUAAUUCACUAACUAGAAUUGACAACUGUUAUCUUGAUUACACUGGCAUAGUCAUGGAAGAUCCUGUUCAAGUUCAUGUCACUAAUGGGUUGUUUCUAGGGGAUGCUAAUGUUGUUUUGAAGUCUAUUAAGGGUCAAAUUUUGGGUUUGAAUAUAGUGGAUAAUAUGUUUAGUGGUGACCCCAACAAGAAGGCUCCGAUUGUAAAACUAGAGGGGCAAUUUAGUAGCAUUGAUCAAGUGGUGAUUGAUCGCAACAAUGUGAAUGGCAUGAGCUUGAGAUCAACGGUUGGGAAGUUAACUGCGAGUGGAAAUGGCACAAAGUGGGUGGCUGAUUUUUCAUCAGUCUUGGUGUUUCCUAAUAGGAUUAGUCAUUUUCAAUAUUCAUUUUAUGCUCAAGAUGAGCCUAAAUUUGUAGCACUUUCAGUGACUAAUGUUUCUGAUAAUGUCGUUGUUGUGGAGAGUGAGAAAGAAGCUAAAGGGUCUGUCUCCUUCAUAGUUGAACAAUGAGAAUGGAGACAGAGUGAUUGUAUUCAUUAAUUAAUGUAUUAAUAAAGAAUACCAAUAGUUUCAGAAUUUUUUCAAA